GACAUCGUUUUCUCGAGUGGGGUGUGAAAGGUAAAAUGUUGGAAACGAAGUUUGUGUUUUUAUUCAUUUCAGUUUGGCAAGUUAAGGGAGACUGCCUCACAGGAAAAUGUGAAAAGAUCUCUUUUAAUGAGCAACAACGUGCCAAGCAGAACCAAGAGCUUGUUGGCCGUGUUUUCAAGAAUUCUGUUACGUUAAACCCAGCUCAGUGCUACUUAUGGUGUAUAAACGACUGUCGAUGUUUGUCGAUAAACUACAAAGUCAAGAACGAAACCAAAUAUUGCGAGUUGAACGAAGGCAACCAUUUUACUGAAAAGAAAUCUUUUGUAAACAAUCCAGGAUCUAUUUAUUACAUACUGCGAAGAGAAACCUUCACUAAGGCUCCCAACGCUCCAUGUACCACUGACGUCACAUGUAGCAACGGCUGCUGCGAGAACAAUCCGUGUCUCAAUGGAGGAACCUGCUCUGAGAUCUGUCAGCCCACAAAUGUUCGGUACAACUGUUCCUGUUCUGUACCGUUUGUUGGUAAACACUGCGAGAUUCAGCUGAGAAGAAGCUGUCAGGAUUAUAAAGCAGCCAGGUUCACCGCCUCUGGAUUGUACACCGUUAUUGAUGACCGAAACCAAACUUUCCAAGUAUUCUGUGAUUUUGAUUCUGAGCCUGGGUUCGCAUGGAACCUGAUUGAGUCAUUCAAUUUGUCCAACAACCACCUUUUUAAGCUGAUCGUAUUUUACGAUGACUACCGAGCCAUCAGCGGUGAUGCUCCAAAUUGGCAGGCCUACCUCAUGGAACGACCCUACCUCCUUUGGCUCAGAAAUCACUCGACUCACUGGAGAGCUACUUGCCGAUACGAGACAGAUGGCACCGUACGUACAGAUUACCUGAGAGCCUCGCUUGAAGACUUCGACAUCAUUAGACAGGUACCCAUAGUGACCCAUGACUGUCGACCUUACGAAUAUGUGAACAUCCGGGGAAAUGAGUGUGUGAAUUGCACAACAAGGACCUGGUAUAAAAAAGGAGCUUAUCCUUUCCAUAUCGAUAGUUUCUACCAGAAUGGCUGUGAUUCCAGUGGAAGCAUUUCAAACCAAGCCGUACACAGCGAGGACAACUUUGGUUUCUAUGACGUGGUCAAUCCCAAAUUUCGAUGUACUUCAAGCCAAAAUGCAACGACUCAGUUCUGGAUUGGAGGCACUUUAUGACUUUCUAAUCCCUGACCCAGUUCCUGUUAAAAAGCAGGAAGUUCACUUAACCCAGGAAGACAUUUAUCCACCUCAAAAAUGUUAUUACACUCAUAAAGUUAGAGCUCUAUAAAAUAUUUAUCUUUGAGGUUACCUUAGCGGUUAGAUAUAUGGGGGCUGGUAACCUCCUAGACACUGCAUAGGAUGAAAUAGCUCAUUUAAGUUGUCUUAAAGUAACGUAAAGACUAGCAUAAGAAACAUGAGGUCUCACAGUUAUUUGCGCUAGAGGUUUAGCAACCUUGUUAGCUUUGGUAGGAAAGUCCACGGCCAGAGGAGUUUAAGCUCAGUUUUAUCUUUAAGAUGUGUUUUUUUUUCUAGCUCUUCUUCUGACGCUAGAAAUUAUGCCAUAAACAAUAAAUUCAAUGCAAAACUGCAGAGCACAAUAGGUAAACGUUCGCACCAUUAACUACGGUCGGAAGUUAGUUCAUGAUUUGAAGCAAUUUUAGCAAUCAAUGUAGAAUUUGUGAGUGAGCUUUAUUGAAAAGCAGUGUAACUUUUAAUAAGUUAAUUGUUGGGUUCUCAAUCUGAAAGCUGCAACUUUGUAUUGAACUGUAAGGAAGAAAUGUAAAUGUGUGCCCUUCUAUA
Pocillopora verrucosa is the source of this 1820-nucleotide messenger RNA. The record is from RefSeq and is a predicted model, not a curated record. Lineage: Eukaryota; Metazoa; Cnidaria; Anthozoa; Scleractinia; Pocilloporidae.